AUGUCUUCAGAUUGGACCGACAAGGUAGACAAAAGUGCUCUCAGUAACCUUUACUUCGAGGUUAUGCAUUCAGCAAUGCUUUUACAACUAGAAGAGCCGUGGCAGGGACAGCUACCAAGUGGAAUACAAGGCCAAGAAGCCAAUACAAUGUUCAAGAUAUGGGCCGCUGGCAUGCCCAUAUUUGUAAGCGCUGCGCUUCGUCAACUAAGGUCUCGCCAAGGCAUCAACAUGAUGCGCUACUACCAUGGUCCAAUUUUCGGACGGAUACAGGCGGUGUUGGACGAACAUGGCGGCUACCACGCAUGGCCACGGGGAAGAAACUUGGAGCCAAUACUCGCGACGCUUUUCUAUGCCCUAGAAGCUUGUACAUGGGACGAUCCAUGGCGGACGUGGUGUUUGGAUACCAUGGGAAAGACCGUGAACAUUUUGAAGCUCAAAAACGCGAAAGAGUUCAAGAAGGUUCUGGACUUUUUCCCCACAACGGACCGGUAUCAAGACUUGAUCGAAGAUGUGUGGGCGCAGAUAAGACACGCAAGUGUACCAAGUACACCAUCAUGUGUGUUACAGGUGUUUCGUCAGCAUUGA
Didymosphaeria variabile is the source of this 585-nucleotide messenger RNA. RefSeq lists its product as uncharacterized. The record is from RefSeq and is a predicted model, not a curated record. The transcript has a single exon. Bases 1 to 585 code for a protein of 194 amino acids. NCBI's taxonomy places the organism in Eukaryota, Fungi, Ascomycota, Dothideomycetes, Pleosporales, Didymosphaeriaceae.